This is a messenger RNA of Stylonychia lemnae, 876 nucleotides long. The record is from the annotation of a GenBank genome assembly. Lineage: Eukaryota; Ciliophora; Spirotrichea; Sporadotrichida; Oxytrichidae.
AUGGCUUCUUAAAGUUUGCAAUAAGAAUAGUCCUACCUUGCUGAUAUCUAAGACAGUUAAUACUACAUUGACAAAUAUACCUAAAUGCUAGCAGUUAUAGCCUAAAUUUCAGAUAUCCUUAGGCCAGUUAAAUCAUAAAGAGUAAUGAUACCUGCGCUUUGUGAUGUAUUAUGGUUAUACGCUAAUACUCAUACUUAUUUCACACCAAAUGAAAACUACAAGAAAUGCAAGGGAGAAGAGUAAAAGAUCAGAAAAUGUGAUGUGAGAAUUGAAAAUCAAUCUCAAGCAUCCUUGAAUCCAGUAGAGCAAGAGAAAACUGUUUAUAAAGGAAAUAAAGAAUAUGAUCCAGGUUAUAUUUGGGGAUAACUAGUCGGCUGGUUCAAGUAGACAGUUGAUAAGCCAAAUGCUUCACUUAGUGCAGACAGAAGAGGCACUCUAUCAAUGCCGGAUUUGGAAUCAUUUAUCGUGAAUGUAAAAAAUUAGGAGAAUUUGAAGAGUGGUAUUCAAAGGAAAAAGAAAAAGAAGGGCUAAAGUGAUGAGGAGAUGGAGGAGGAUUCCUCUUUGAUAAAGAAGUAGGGGACUAAGAGCAGACCAACACAAUCAGCAAGAGUUAGCUCAAUGAGUGGUGGAUCUGGAAACUACGCUGAGAAUGAUAGUGAAUGCUUUAAUUAACCUUUAACAGGGAAAUUCAAAGAGCCCAAGAUAAUUUAUCCUCACAAAAAACAUCAAUGGGAUGUUGUCUGCCACUGGAGUUUCAAAAACAAGCAGAGAAUGUACGGAAGUGUAUAAUUUGAAAGUGUUAUGUAAGCUGAUACUGAUCGUCAAAGAAGACUAUACUAUUUCAACAUGGCCCUAAAUCAUAUUAAAAAUAUCUGA